AUGUGCAAAAUUGGAAGAACAAGGGCCUUGCGUGUGCAAAUUUGGAAGAACAAGGGCCUAGCGGACGUGGUCGUGGACGUAGACGUGGACGCGGUCAUGGACGCGGACGUGGACGUGGACGCGGACUCGGACGCAGACGCGGACGUGGACGUGGACGCGGACUCGGACGCGGACGUGGACGCGGACGUGGACGCGGACGUGGACGUGGACGUGGACGUGGACGUGGACCUGGACCUGGACGUGGACGUGGACGUGGACCUGGACGUGGACCUGGACGUGGACGUGGUCGUGGACGUGGACGUGGACGUGGACGUGGACGUGGUCGUGGACGUGGACGUGGACGUGGUCGUGGACGGGGACGUGGACGUGGUCGUGGACGCGGACGUGGACGUGGUCGUGGACGCGGACGUGGACGUGGACGUGGACGCGGACGUCGACGUGGUCGUGGACGCGGACGUGGAUGUGGACGUGGACGUGGACGCGGACGUGAGGGACGUGGACGCGGACGUGGUCGUGGACGUAGACGCGGACGCGGACGUGGACGUGGACGCGGACGCGGACGUGGACGUGGACGCGGACGCGGACGUGGACGUGGACGUGGAGGUGGACGUGGACGUGGACGAGGACGCGGACGUGUGCGUGGACGUGGACGCGGACGUGGACGUUGACGUGGACGUGGACGUGGACCUGGACGUGGACGUGGUCGUGGUCGUGGACGUGGACGUGGACGUGGACCUGGACGACGUGGACGUGGACGUGGACCUGGACGUGGACGUGGACGUGGACGUGGUCGCGGACGUGGAGGACGUGGACGUGGACGUGGAGGACGUGGACGUGGACCUGGUCGUGGACGUGGACGUGGAUGUGGUUGUGGACGUGGACGUGGACGUGGACGUGGUCGUGGACGUGGACGUGGACGUGGUCGUGGACGCGGUCGUGGACGUGGUCGUGGACGUGGACGUGGACGUGGUCGUGGACGCGGACGUGGACGUGGUCGUGGACGCGGACGUGGACGCGGAGGUGGACGCGGACGUGGACGCGGUCGUGGACGCGGACGUGGACGCGGUCGUGGACGCGGACGUGGACGGGGUCGUGGACGCGGACGUGGACGCGGACGUGGACGCGGACGUGGACGCAGACGUGGACGCGGACGUGGACGCGAACGUGGACGCGGACGUGGACGUGGUCGUGGACGCGGACGUGGACGUGGACGCGGACGUGGACGUGGAUGUGGGGGACGUGGACGCGGACGUGGCCGUGGACGUAGACGCGGACGUGGUCGUGGACGCGGACGUGGAUGUGGACGUGGACGUGGACGGGGACGUGGACGCGGACGUGGACGUGGACGUGGACGCGGACGCGGACGUGGACGUGGUCCUGGACGUGGACGCGGACGUGGACGUGGACGUGGACGUGGACGUGGACGUGGACGUGGACGUGGACGUGGACGUGGACGUGGACGCGGACGUGGACGUGGACGUGGUCCUAGACGUGGACGUGGACGUGGACGUGGACGUGGUCGUGGACGUGGACGUGGACCUGGACGUGGACGUGGACGUGGACCUGGACUUGGACUUGGACGUGGACGUGGACAUGGACGUAGACAUGGUCGUGGACGUGGACGUGGACGUGGACGUGGUCGUGGACGUGGACGUGGACGUGGUCGGGACGUGGACCUGGACCUGGACUUGGACGUGGACGUGGACGUGGAUUGUACGUGACGUGGACGUGGUCGUGGACGUGGACGUGGACGUGGUCGUGGACGUGGACUUGGACGUGGACGUGGACGUGGUCGUGGACGUGGACGUGGUCGUGGACGUGGACCUGGACGUUGGCGUGGACGUGGACGUGGACGUGGACAUGGUCGUGGACGUGGACGUGGACGUGGACGUGGACGUGGACCUCGACCUGGACGUGGACCUGGACUUUGACGUGGACGUGGACGUGGACGUGGACCUGGACCUGGACUUGGACUUGGACGUGGUCGUGGACGUGGACGUGGACGUGGACGUGGUCGUGGACGUGGACUUGGACGUGGUCGUGGACGUGGACGUGGACGUUUACGUGGACUUGGACGUGGACGUGGACGUGGACGUGGUCGUGGACGUGGAUGUGGUCGAGGACGUGGACGUGGACGUGGACCUGGUCGUGGACGUGGAGGACGUGGACGUGAACGUGGAGGACGUGGACGUGGACGUGGUCGACGUGGUCGUGGAUGUGGACGUGGACGUGGACCUGGACUUGGACGUGGUCGUGGACGUGGACGUGGACUUGGACGUGGACGUGGACUUGGACGUGGACGUGGACGUGGACGUGGAUGUGGACGUGGACCUGGACGUCGACGUGGACGUGGACUUGGACGUGGACGUGGACUUGGACGUGGACGUGGAUGUGGACGUGGACGUGGACGUGGUCGUGGAUGUGGACGUGGUCGUGGACGCGGACGUGGACGUGGUCGUGGACGCGGACGUGGUCGUGGACGCGGUCCUGGACGUGGACGUGGUCGUGGACGUGGACGCGGACGUGGACGCGGACGUGGACGCGGACGCGGACGUGGACGCGGACGUGGACGUGGACGCGAACGUGGACGUGGACGCGGACGUGGGGGACGUGGACGCGGACGUGGUCGUGGACGUAGACGUGGACGCGGUCGUGGACGCAGACGUGGACGCGGUUGUGGACGCAGACGUGGAUGCGGUCGUGGACGUGGACGUGGAUGCGGACGUGGAUGUGGACGUGGACGCGGACGUGGAUGUGGACGUGGACGCGGACGUGGUCCUGGACGUGGACGUGGACGUGGUCCUGGACGUGGACGUGGACGUGGACGUGGUCGUGGACGUGGACGUGGACGUGGUCGUGGAAGUGGACGUGGACGUGGACAUGGUCGUGGACGUGGACGUGGACGUGGACCUGGUCGUGGACGUGGACGUGGACGUGGUCGUGGAGGUGGACGUGGUCGUGGACGUGGACGUGGUCGUGGACGUGGUCGUGGACGUGGACGGGGACAUGGACCCGGACCUGGACUUGGACGUGGACGUGGACGUGUAUUGGACACGUGGACGUGGACGUGGACGUGGACGCGGACCUGGACGUGGACGUGGACCUGGACGUGGACGUGGACGUGGUCAUGUGGACGCGGUCGUGGACGCGGACGUGGACGUGGACGCGGACUCGGACGCGGAUGUGGACGCGGACGUGGACGCGGACGUGGACGUGGACGUGGACGUGGACCUGGACGUGGACCUGGACGUGGACGUGGUCGUGGACGUGGACGUGGACGUGGACGUGGACGUGGUCGUGGACGUGGACGUGGACGUGGUCGUGGACGGGGACGUGGACGUGGUCUUGGACGCGGACGUGGACGUGGUCGUGGAUGCGGACGUGGACGUGGACGUGGACGCGGACGUGGUCGUAGACGUGGACGUGGACGUGGACGUGGUCCUGGACGUGGACGUGGACGUGGACGUGGUCGUGGACGUGGACGUGGACGUGGUCGUGGACGUGGACGUGGACGUGGACGUGGACCUGGACGUGGACGUGGACGUGGACGUGGACCUGGACGUGGACGUGGACGUGGACGUGGACCUGGACGUGGACCUUGACGUGGACGUGGUCGUGGACGUGGACGUGGACGUGGACGUGGACGUGGUCGUGGACGUGGACGUGGACGUGGUCGUGGACGGGGACGUGGACGUGGUCUUGGACGCGGACGUGGACGUGGUCGUGGAUGCGGACGUGGACGUGGACGUGGACGCGGACGUGGUCGUGGACGUGGACGUGGACGUGGUCCUGGACGUGGACGUGGACGUGGACGUGGUCGUGGACGUGGACGUGGACGUGGUCGUGGACGUGGACGUGGACGUGGACCUGGUCGUGGACGUGGACGUGGACGUGGACCUGGUCGUGGACGUGGACAUGGACGUGGUCGUGGAGGUGGACGUGGUCGUGGACGUGGACGUGGUCGUGGACGUGGUCGUGGACGUGGACGGGGACGUGGACCCGGACCUGGACUUGGACGUGGACGGGGACGUGGAUUGGACGUGA
Closterium sp. NIES-65 is the source of this 4044-nucleotide messenger RNA. Lineage: Eukaryota; Viridiplantae; Streptophyta; Zygnematophyceae; Desmidiales; Closteriaceae. The record is from the annotation of a GenBank genome assembly.